Molecule: messenger RNA, 2019 nt
Organism: Panonychus citri (citrus red mite)
Lineage: Eukaryota; Metazoa; Arthropoda; Arachnida; Trombidiformes; Tetranychidae
Product: eukaryotic initiation factor 4A-I-like
Exons: 4
Coding region: 138-1361 (407 amino acids)
Molecular function (GO): RNA helicase activity; RNA binding; ATP binding
Source: RefSeq, a predicted model, not a curated record
GCUGAUACAAAUUUUAAUUUCAAGAGUUAAAUUGUCAGAUCACUAAGUGAACUUGAACCUUAAUUUAAAUUUUGGUCUUUUUUCUGUCUUUUUUCUUAUAACCUCGUUUUUUUUACUCUCCUCUGUGAAGUGUAAUCAUGGCUGGGAAUGGGCCUGAAAGUGCAAGGCCUAACUAUGAUGGCGUUGCUGGUAUGGAACCUGAUGGGGUUAUCGAUAGUAAUUGGGACGAAGUAGUUACCAGUUUUGAUGAUAUGGGACUAAAAGAAGAAUUAUUAAGAGGUAUUUAUGCUUAUGGUUUCGAAAAACCUUCAGCUAUCCAACAAAGAGCUAUUAUACCGUGUAUAAAAGGUCACGACGUAAUCGCUCAAGCCCAAUCGGGUACUGGUAAAACCGCCACCUUCUCAAUCUCAAUCUUACAAAAGAUUGACACAAGUUUGAAUGAAUGUCAGGCUCUCAUUCUUGCUCCAACUCGAGAAUUAGCCCAACAAAUUCAAAAGGUAGUUCUCUCCUUAGGUGAUUACAUGCGUGCCCAAUGUCAUGCUUGUAUUGGUGGUACCUCAGUGAGAAGUGAUAUAAGUAACUUGGAAAUGGGUACCCAUAUUGUUGCUGGAACUCCAGGAAGAGUUCUCGAUAUGAUUGCUAGACGUGCUUUACGUACUGAUCAUAUCAAGAUAUUUGUAUUAGAUGAAGCAGAUGAAAUGCUCUCCAGAGGUUUUAAGGACCAAAUUUAUGAUGCUUUUAAAAGACUAGAAACGGAUGUACAAGUCAUCCUAUUAUCGGCUACAAUGCCACAAGACGUCUUAGAAGUGACAAAAAAAUUCAUGCGAGAUCCAAUUCGUAUCUUGGUGAAAAAAGAAGAACUUACAUUGGAAGGUAUAAAACAAUUUUUUGUAUAUAUUGAGAGGGAAGAAUGGAAAUUCGAAACUUUAUGCGAUCUCUAUGAGACACUCACCAUCACACAAGCGGUCAUCUUCUGUAACACUCGUAGAAAGGUCGACAUGUUGACUCAAAGAAUGCAGGCCAGAGAUUUCACUGUGUCUCACAUGCAUGGUGACAUGGAACAGAAACAGCGUGAUGUUAUCAUGAGAGAAUUUAGAACUGGUUCAAGUAGAGUUCUAAUUACUACUGAUCUUUUGGCUCGUGGAAUUGAUGUACAACAAGUUUCUCUUGUCAUUAAUUAUGACCUGCCUACUAACAGAGAAAAUUAUAUUCACAGAAUUGGAAGGGGAGGUCGAUUUGGUAGGAAAGGUGCUGCAAUUAAUUUUGUCACAGCCGAUGAUAAACGCAAUUUACAAGAUAUUGAACAACAUUAUAACACCACUAUAGAAGAAAUGCCAAUGAAUGUCGCUGAUCUAAUUUAAAUCAAUUAAUUCGAUGCACGAGAAUAACAAAAAGAAGAUCCUAGUUCCGAACAUGAAGCCAAGCGUUUUCAUCAAGUUCGGUUAAGAACAUUUAACUAAAAACAAAAACAAAACCAUAUACACACCACACGCAUACAACAACCAACCAACAUACCACAACCAUUUUUUCGUCACUUUUCUCUUUUCUUGACUUAAUGUAAUCAACAUAAACGGAAAUCACACUAACUUGGUCAAUACAAUGAUCGAAAAUCUCCUUGAUGAAUAUAAUUUCAUGGUGACUAUAUUCAGUCUUGUUUUCAAACAAAAAAAAAAUCAGAAUCAAUUGAAUCACUAAACCUUAAAAAAAACACAAAGAUUUAAAUAAAAUUUUUGAAUCAAGUUAAUUGAAAAAAAAAACAAUAUUAGAUUUCAUUUGUUACCACAAAGAAAAUUAUAUUAUAUCAAUUAACCAAUUAUGUUUCUCCUUCCCCUUAUCCCAUUAAUCUUAAACUCAAAUUUUAAUUACAUUUAUAAUUGUAUAUCCUGGUUAUUGUUCAGGGUGAUUAACUUAACACAGCCACUAAUGGAAAAUACUAAAGGAUUUAAGUUUUUUUUAUUCUCAUUAAGAAUAAUCUUUGAUUUACUUUUAAUCAUUUCAAUUAAAUUUAAAUUUUCCUCA